This is a messenger RNA of Zonotrichia leucophrys gambelii, 6677 nucleotides long. It is a transcript of the gene STAG1, whose product is annotated as STAG1 cohesin complex component. The transcript has 34 exons. Bases 694 to 4467 code for a protein of 1257 amino acids. Gene Ontology annotation, cellular component: chromatin; cohesin complex; nucleus. Gene Ontology annotation, biological process: sister chromatid cohesion. The record is from RefSeq and is a predicted model, not a curated record. NCBI's taxonomy places the organism in Eukaryota, Metazoa, Chordata, Aves, Passeriformes, Passerellidae. Gene Ontology annotation, molecular function: chromatin binding.
CUGUGAUGACUUUUUGUUGGAAAGCCUGAGAAAAUAGGGGUGCAGAGGGUUUUGAAAUGACACACUAACCCGUGAUGCAGCAGGAUUUCCUUGUGAGCAGGAGCUGACUUCAGGGCUGUGAUUAAUCUGAGAGGAUGUAACUGUUACUGACUGCUCAACAGAGAGUGUGCAGUUGAAAUUCUGUGUUGCUGCUGCUGAUGGACACAUGGAUUUACAUCAGUGAGAGUGGGUAGUGGGAAUGAAGCUGGGUGAAAAAUUAAUGCCAGUUCUGGAGGUUGGGAGCACUUCAUCCAUCUAGAGCCCCUGUGUCCUGGGGACUGCAGUCCACAGCCUCUGGUGCUUCCUAACAUUUCCCCAAGUGCUGGAGGUGACUGGUUCACUGAGGGCCAGCAUUUCUGGCCGAAUGUCCCAGCCAGGAUGCUGUGGUCUGAAGUUGUGAGGGCAGCUGGAGCCCUGCUGCUGGAGCCCUGUGCCCGGGGUCUCUGAGCUUGUCACCUCCUGUCCCCGUCCACAGCCUGCCCUUCAUGGUGUGCAGACUUGGACGAGACUUCUUCUGCAACUGCAGUGCACUUUGGAGAGUGGAGAAGACUGGACUUUGACAUUCUUUUCAUGAAAGAGGUUUCCAAGUAGUUGUCUUAUAAUUACUUUAAGAAGAAGUUCUAUGUAGCUCUUACUUCCAAGAGUGCUGCAAAAAUGAUUACUUCAGAUUUGCCAGUACUACAGGAUUCUACAAAUGAAACUACUGCACAUUCAGAUGCUGGCAGUGAGCUUGAAGAAGCAGAAGUCAAAGGAAAAAGAAAAAGGGGCCGUCCCGGCAGGCCUCCAUCUGCCACGAAGAAGCCCCGCAAGUCCCCGGCGGACAAGGGGCGUUCCGACGCCGGCGCUCGGGGAGCGAGUCGUGGGAGAGCCAACGGGCACCCGCAGCAGAAUGGAGAGGGGGACCCUGUCACCCUGUUCGAGGUGGUUAAGCUGGGCAAGAGUGCUAUGCAGUCUGUGGUGGACGACUGGAUUGAAUCAUAUAAACAAGACAGGGACAUAGCACUUCUGGAUUUAAUCAACUUCUUUAUCCAGUGUUCAGGAUGUCGAGGUACGGUAAGAAUUGAAAUGUUCAGGAACAUGCAAAAUGCAGAAAUCAUAAGGAAAAUGACAGAAGAAUUUGAUGAGGACAGUGGUGAUUAUCCCCUGACCAUGCCUGGGCCUCAGUGGAAGAAGUUCCGCUCCAACUUCUGCGAGUUCAUCGGGGUGCUGAUCCGGCAGUGCCAGUACAGCAUCAUCUACGACGAGUACAUGAUGGACACGGUGAUCUCGCUGCUCACCGGCCUCUCCGACUCGCAGGUCCGCGCCUUCCGGCACACCAGCACGCUGGCUGCUAUGAAGCUUAUGACUGCUCUUGUGAAUGUUGCCUUAAACCUGAGCAUUCAUCAGGACAAUACACAGAGGCAGUAUGAAGCUGAGAGAAACAAAAUGAUUGGCAAAAGAGCUAAUGAAAGAUUGGAGCUGCUGCUUCAGAAAAGAAAAGAGCUACAAGAAAACCAAGAUGAAAUCGAAAAUAUGAUGAACUCUAUUUUUAAGGGUAUAUUUGUUCAUAGAUACCGUGAUGCUAUUGCUGAGAUUAGAGCUGUCUGUAUUGAAGAAAUUGGUGUCUGGAUGAAAAUGUACAGUGAUGCCUUCCUGAAUGAUAGUUAUUUAAAAUAUGUUGGUUGGACACUACAUGACAGGCAAGGUGAAGUGAGGUUGAAGUGUUUGAAAGCUCUUCAGAGUCUGUAUACCAACAGAGAGUUGUUUCCCAAACUGGAGCUGUUCACAAAUAGAUUCAAGGACCGCAUCGUGUCCAUGACGCUGGACAAGGAGUACGACGUCGCUGUGGAAGCCAUUCGAUUGGUCACGCUCAUCCUCCAUGGGAGUGAGGAGGCUCUGUCCAAUGAAGACUGUGAGAAUGUUUAUCACCUGGUGUACUCAGCACACCGGCCUGUGGCAGUAGCAGCUGGGGAGUUCCUCCACAAAAAGCUGUUCAGCAGACAUGAUCCCCAAGCUGAAGAGGCUCUAGCAAAGAGGAGAGGGCGAAAUAGCCCAAAUGGAAACCUUAUUAGAAUGUUGGUUCUUUUCUUUCUUGAAAGUGAGUUGCAUGAACAUGCAGCCUAUUUGGUGGACAGCUUGUGGGAGAGCUCUCAAGAACUGCUGAAAGACUGGGAAUGUAUGACAGAAUUGCUCUUGGAGGAGCCAGUCCAAGGAGAAGAAGCGAUGUCGGACCGGCAGGAGAGCGCCCUGAUCGAGCUGAUGGUGUGCACCAUCCGGCAGGCUGCCGAGGCACAUCCCCCCGUGGGCAGGGGCACCGGCAAGAGGGUCUUGACAGCAAAAGAAAGAAAAACUCAGAUAGACGACAGAAAUAAAUUGACUGAGCAUUUCAUUAUUGCACUUCCCAUGCUGCUAUCAAAGUAUUCCGCUGAUGCUGAGAAGGUUGCAAACCUCCUGCAAAUCCCUCAGUACUUUGACCUGGAAAUCUACAGCACAGGCAGAAUGGAAAAGCAUCUGGAUGCCUUACUGAAGCAGAUUAAGUUUGUUGUGGAAAAGCAUGUGGAAUCAGAUGUUUUGGAAGCCUGCAGCAAAACCUACAGCAUCCUCUGCAGUGAGGAAUACACCAUCCAGAACAGAGUUGACAUAGCCCACAGCCAACUUAUUGAUGAAUUUGUGGAUCGAUUCAACCAUUCUGUCGAGGAUCUACUGCAGGAGGGAGAAGAAGCUGAUGAUGAUGACAUCUACAAUGUGCUCUCCACACUGAAGAGGUUGACAUCUUUUCACAAUGCUCAUGAUCUGACCAAAUGGGAUCUGUUCAGUAACUGCUACAGAUUGCUGAGAACUGGAAUUGAACACGGAGCUAUGCCAGAACAGAUCGUUGUCCAGGCACUGCAGUGCUCCCACUACUCUAUUCUAUGGCAGCUGGUGAAAAUCACUGAGGGCUCCCCUUCCAAAGAGGACUUGUUGGUAUUGAGGAAAACUGUGAAAUCCUUCCUGGCUGUCUGCCAGCAGUGUCUAUCAAAUGUCAACACUCCAGUCAAAGAACAGGCUUUCAUGCUGCUCUGUGAUCUCCUGAUGAUUUUUAGUCACCAGCUGAUGACGGGAGGUCGAGAAGGGCUCCAGCCUUUGGUGUUCAAUCCAGACUCAGGCCUCCAGUCAGAACUUCUCAGUUUUGUCAUGGAUCAUGUGUUUAUUGACCAAGAUGAUGAAAAUCAGAGCAUGGAGGGAGAUGAAGAAGAUGAAGCCAACAAAAUAGAAGCUUUACAUAAGAGAAGAAACCUUCUGGCUGCCUUUAGCAAGCUGAUAAUUUAUGACAUUGUGGACAUGCAUGCAGCAGCAGAUAUCUUCAAACACUAUAUGAAGUACUACAAUGACUACGGAGAUAUCAUUAAGGAAACCCUGAGCAAAACCAGGCAAAUAGAUAAAAUCCAGUGUGCAAAGACACUCAUUCUCAGUUUGCAACAGCUGUUCAAUGAGCUUGUUCAGGAGCAAGGUCCCAACCUGGACAGGACCUCUGCCCACGUCAGUGGCAUUAAGGAGCUGGCCCGGCGGUUUGCCCUCACUUUUGGCUUGGAUCAGAUCAAGACAAGAGAGGCUGUGGCCACACUACACAAAGAUGGCAUAGAGUUUGCCUUCAAAUACCAGAAUCAGAAAGGACAAGACUAUCCACCUCCUAACCUUGCUUUCCUGGAAGUGCUCAGUGAAUUUUCUUCCAAACUCCUGCGACAGGACAAAAAGACUGUGCACACCUACCUGGAGAAGUUCCUGACAGAGCAGAUGAUGGAGAGAAGAGAGGACGUGUGGCUGCCGCUGAUCUCGUACCGGAACUCGCUGGUGACGGGCGGCGAGGAUGACAGGAUGUCCGUGAACAGCGGCAGCAGCAGCAGCAAGGCCUCCUCCGUGAGGAACAAGAAGGGCCGACCCCCCCUCCACAAAAAGAGAGUGGAAGAUGAGAGCCUGGAAGGCUCCUGGCUGAACAGGAAUGAGAACAUCCAUACUCCAGGGACACUGCAGACACCUCAGCUCACCUCCACUGUCCUGAGAGAGAACACCAGACAAAUGGGAGAGCAGAUCCAGGAGCACGAGUCGGAGCAGGGAUCUGAACAGGAUUUUUUACACAAUCCCCAGAUGCAGAUCUCGUGGCUGGGCCAGCAGAAGCUGGAGGAUCUCAAUCGAAAGGACAGGACAGGAAUGAACUACAUGAAAGGCAGAAGUGGCGUAAGGCACGCAGUACGAGGUCUAAUGGAAGAUGACGCUGAGCCCAUCUUUGAAGAUGUAAUGAUGUCCUCACGAGGCCAGCUAGAAGACAUGAAUGAAGAAUUCGAGGACACAAUGGUCAUUGAUCUGCCGCCGUCGCGGAACCGGCGCGAGCGCGCGGAGCUGCGGCCGGACUUCUUCGACUCGGCGGCGAUCAUCGAGGACGACUCAGGAUUUGGCAUGCCCAUGUUCUGAAGUCUGGCGAAGACCUUUUACAAACUUGGAACUCUAUUGUUUAGAGCUAGAGGCCUAUAUACUGUGAUAGCUUGUAUGAAAACCACAUUUUUGAUGUGAUACGGUUUGAUUUUUAACCAAAUGAUUGAGGUCAACCCCUUGGUGUAGUGACGGAGAGAAGAGGAGCUUCUUAAUGACACACGGGAAUGUUGGCCAAUCCAGUCACCUCAGAAGGGCUGACCUAAAAAAUCAUUUGUAUCCCUGUUCUUGACUGUCCUAAUACGGAUUUUUUUUUUUCUGGAUGAGGAGGAAGUUUUAAAUUGUUAAGACAGCUGUCAAAAUAAACACUGUUCUACAUAUGUUUUCUGAAAACAACAUUGAGUGAAAACAGAACUUUUUUAACUUUAUUUUUCUGCUGUACAAUUUAAAACGGUUUUAACAUUUGCCUUUUUAUGUUUUCAAAGCUAGCCAUUUUUAUUAAACCUAUGCCUAUCAGCCACUGACUAGCAAGGCUGCUGUAAGCAGGUCGUUCUGGCUACAGAAAAGUGUUUUGGAACACACUGGAUUUGAUUAACAUUAUGGUACGCUUAUGUCCUCUCAUAGGCAUGGAGAAGAACACUCUCAGAGAAGAGGUUAGAAUUCUAAUGACGUGCAUCUCUGCCAAAAAAUUUCAGAUUCUGAUAUGAUAAACCCAGAUUUUAUACUCUUGAGAAGAUUUAUUUUUAUUUAUAAUGGGACAUAAAGUAAGAGAUGUCCAUGAAGCCACUUUUCCAACAGAUGCUGUGUAACAUUCAUUUUAUAUAGCACAUGGGGACACAAAACCAGUAAAUUUUCUAUUGGUACUUGCUCUGUGCAUUUUUAGCAACUUAUACCAGCAAAUAAAGUAUUCUCAGUAAAACACACAAAUGGUUCUCAAGUAAUCACUUUGCUGUUUUUACUACCUACUUCAAGCCUGCCAACACAAGGUACAUAAACAGCAACUUUCCUAUUAAAAAAAAAUAGUUCAAGGGUGGGGGAAAGGAUCACUUUAGCAUACUAAAAGUAAUUUUAACUGUACCAUAAAACAGAGUCUACUUUCCAUGCCGUAAAUACCCUUUUCCGCUAUUUUUGUAAAUUAAUUUUGCCAGUUAGAAGUACUGUAUGUGCUGCAUAGAAAUUUGUGCUUAGAUGGUGAAGUUCUUAAGCUUACAAUGGACUACAGCUACAUUUUCAGUGUUAACUGUGCAUAUUGAGAGUAAUUCUUUGGAAAAAAAUAUGAUUUUUCAAAAAAGCUAAAAACAUCAAAAAAAAUUCCAAAAAAACCCCAAAGCAUUCUCAGCUAAUUCAUUGUACUAAGAUAUUUUUCAAUGUCUUCAAUAAUUUGGAAUUUCAUUAUGCUUCGAUUUUAUGACUCGAUGUAGUAGCUGCUCCUUACCCAGCCUGGCCUGGCACCAGCAGUGCUGGCCCUCCACAGCUCCAGAUCUCCAACAAUUGGCCCCAAAAGCUUCAUCUUUCUGCACUCAGUAGCAGCUGGGAUACAAAGCAGACUGACCCACUUGGAGCACAGCAGUUUCAGAGGUGCUUUGGUUUUAGCAACUGCAGAAUAAUCCCGGAGCUUUUUCUGUUUCAAGCUUUCUGGACACCAGCCCAACCCCUCAGUGCCCAGCACGGGCAGGGAAAGAGCCCAGACUGACCCAGCCCAGCACCUCACCCAGCUGAGCUUGGCUCUCACAACACCUGCAGUUCUCAGACACGGUUGCCAAAAAUGUUUGACCAGGUAAUUCAGCCAUUCCUUAGUGUGGGUUGGGGAUCUAUUAAUCCAAGAAGUAGCUGGAACUUUAUAAACCCUGUUACCUCCCUCUGUGCACCCCCACGGCCUGGGGGCAGGAAUGGCUGCAGGACCUGUCCCAGGGUCACUCUGUGAGCAUGGUGGCACAACAGAUGCUGCCCAGUUUGAGUCAGAGUCUCAGACAAACCUUGUGCUUCACAGUCCUCUGUGUGGAAAACUGAUUCCUAAUUUAACAUUGUAGAAUACUGUAUAACAAACAUUUAUUAUCAUGGUACCUGCAAUGGGUCUCCAGUUCAGUUUGCAGUCAAUAGGUUUUUGUAUUAUGAGUGUCUCCUUGAUUGGUUUUGCUAGUAAUUCUGUAAAUUGUACAUUUACAAUAUGAGGUUUUUUUUCCUUUUGUACAAUUUAAAACUGAUGCUUCACCUUUCAUUUAAUAAACUAUUCAAAAUCAUGAGUAUGAUGA